Messenger RNA from Nicotiana tabacum (common tobacco), 1808 nucleotides. The record is from RefSeq and is a predicted model, not a curated record. Lineage: Eukaryota; Viridiplantae; Streptophyta; Magnoliopsida; Solanales; Solanaceae.
UCACUUUCCCUUCCCUGAAUCCAAACAAUGCAGUGCGUGUAUUGCCAGGUGUCCAAGUUAUAGCCAUACCUAGGCACAAAACUCAAAAUGAAUGUCUUCUCAUUGGAUAAUGAAUCCAUAUGCUUAUUUCGCAUUUUCUUUUCGUCUUGUAACUGAUAAGUAAUUCAAGUUGUGGCAUUUUCCGCAUUAGAAAUUGUGAAUUCAUGAAAUGGCAAACAGAGCAGGUGAAGUAGUGUGUGUUACUGGAGGCAGCGGCUAUAUUGGUUCAUGGCUGGUCCGUUUCCUUCUCGAGCGUGGCUACACUGUUCACGCCACCGUCAAAGAUCUCAAUGAUGAGAAAGAGACGAAGCAUUUACUUGCCUUAGAAGGGGCUGAAUCUCGUCUCCUUCUUUUCCAAAUUGAUCUAAUUAAUUACGACUCAAUUGUCCCCGCCAUUACUGGUGCUGUCGGCGUUUUCCACCUUGCUUCCCCCUGCAUUGUGGAUGAAGUUAAAGAUCCCGAGAAUCAACUUCUGUCGCCAGCAAUCAAAGGCACUAUGAAUGUACUUACAGCGUCAAAGGAGCUGGGGGUUAAGCGUGUGGUGGUGACCUCAUCUAUAUCGGCCAUCAUUCCAAGUCCUAAUUGGCCGGCUGAUCGCGUGAAAAAUGAGGAUUGCUGGACGGAUAUUGAAUACUGCAAACAGAAAGGGGUACGCUCCUUUCUCUAUCUUCUUUAUCAAAAUUAUACCUUUCCCGUAUCAUACUUCCAUUUUUUCUUUUCUGCUUGGGUUGUCUUUGCCUUUCCUUUGCUUCUUAACAUUGCUUAUGCGGUAUAUGUGUUUUGGUUUCUUUGGCAUUUGGAUUAGAAAACAGUAUGAUUUUGAGAUUGAUUUGGUUUCCUUUUGGUUCUCGGGAAACAGGAUGUGAUUUUGAAAGAUUAUGUUUUGUAAUUGUUCUACAACACAAAUCUAACCACAAUGAAAACUAAAGUUCAGCUGCCUCAUGUACUUUACCUUUAUCGCAAAUUUUCCAACGCAACCAACAGUUGGUCAUUAGUUGGAAACGUCAAAUUUUUUGUGAUACGUCCCUUAAUCCCUUAAUCAUACUGUAGUUGAGAAUUUUUGGCUUGAAAAGAGCAAUACAAGUUUAAGUGACAAGAGUAUCCCCGGUAAAUUACAAAUGCAUAUUACAAGAGCAUCUUUACUUAUAGGCAUAGCUACAGGUCAUAUUACACUAAUAUUAUAUUAUAAAUAAACAUAUACAUAGCAUAUGCGUGGUCACAAGUGAAUACCCUUUGGAAGAGUCCUAAAGCAUGACAUGAAUGGUACUUAGUGAGAAUAUCAGUAAAUUGACACCUAUCAGAAAAUAAUGGACAAGAAUAGACCCCUAAGCCACAUGUUUUGUAAAUUCAACUACAAGAUGCUUUCUAUAUAAUUGAUAUAUAAGUUUCUAUAUAAAAUACAUGUUCUUACAUUAUCAAUCUCCCCCCCUCUCUAUCUCUCUAUCUCUCCCCCCGCGUUUCCCCUUUCCUUCCCCCCUCUCUUUCUGCCCUCUUCUUAACCCUAGCAGGGACUAGGCCGGCGAGCAACGCUACACCGGCGCCGCUCUUGUUUCCGGCGUCAACACCAACCCCUUCUCUGUGCUUACCCUUCUCCUUUAUACUUUAUUUUUGUCGCCCUUCUUCUUUUCCCGGCGUCGCUCCACUGUUACAGGUUGCACUUUGUUGGACGUCGGGGUUCGUGUGUUUUACAGGGUCCGCCAUUGUUUUUCGGCGAGUCGGGCCAGCAACAGAUCUGGUGUACGAGCAAACCAGCAGAUCGGUUACGUUGG